Molecule: messenger RNA, 1766 nt
Organism: Eurytemora carolleeae
Lineage: Eukaryota; Metazoa; Arthropoda; Copepoda; Calanoida; Temoridae
Product: flavin-containing monooxygenase FMO GS-OX5
Exons: 15
Coding region: 711-1484 (257 amino acids)
Molecular function (GO): N,N-dimethylaniline monooxygenase activity; NADP binding; flavin adenine dinucleotide binding
Source: RefSeq, a predicted model, not a curated record
CAAAGUACAAGCUUCUAAAUCAUUCUUGAACUUGAAAUUCAGGGGAAGUUUGCUUAAUACCAUGAUAAUGUUCCAAAAGUGACAAACCUUUUUUGUUGUUGUAUUAAAACCAUUAGAAAAAUCAUAUUAUUCGCUUAAGAAUGGAAAAUAUAUUAUAGAAAACAAUCUCAGCAAAAGGACGACGCCAUUUUAAGACCGUGAACAUUAACUUAAUAUAGAGACAGUCAAGUCUUUUUUCUUUCCGCAAGUUAAAGAGACUGAGGGAAACCACAAUUAAAACAAUCCGUUUUCAGACCGAAAAAUAACAAUAACUCAUAGAGGUUUAGACUUUAAAUUUUUGAAUCGGAAAAUGGAUAUUUUUAAUUAUGUCUUAUAACUCUCUAGUCUGUAUAUUACUGCCCUUGUUGAAACACAAGACGUUUCAAAAAUGGGCCGGUCGUAAUUAUAGGUGACCCAGCUCCAUAUUAAAGAAUUGCAUGCUUAAUUACAACAGUACUCUUUAAACCAUUUGCUUAGUAACAAUGAGGAAGAUAUCGUCAUUUCUCCAUACAUGUGCUGCAUAAAUCCAGAAAAACCGGAAUUAAAAAUUACAAUUUAAAAAAUCAACGAUCAUUAUUUUAUCUUGAAUCUAGCCUGUUACCUUUACAAUGGAGGGCAACUUGAGUUUAGGUUGUCAGUUUAUUAAACAUGGAUGCUUAUAUAAAUAGAUAAUGGAGAUUGCAAUUAUUGGAGCUGGAGCUGGAGGUCUCUGUGCUGCCCGGCAUGCAUCAGCUUCUUACAGAUGCAAACCAACAGUAUUUGAGAAGUCUGAUAGAAUUGGAGGUGUGUGGGUGUAUAAUCCAAAAACGGGGAAAGAUGAAAAGGGUGAAAGGAUAGUAUCAAGCAUGUAUAGAGACCUGAAAACUAAUCUUCCAAAGGAGAUUAUGUGUUAUCCAGAUGUUCCAAUGAAGAGCUCAAUUAAAGAUUCAUUUAUUCAUCAUUCUCAGGUUUUAGAAUAUCUAGAGGAGUUUGCAGAACAGUUUGAUUUAAAGAAAUAUAUCAAAUUCAACACCAAGGUUGUGAACAUACAGCCAACUGAUCCCAAGGAAACUGAAGAAAACAAUAAUGAAACAUGGAACGGAGUCGAGAAUGGUGAUCAUGUGAUUGCAAAAGAGAAUUCAGGUUCUAUUUGUCAAGUUGAAAAGAAGAAAUGGAAAAUUAAAUAUUUUAACUCGGAGAGCAAUAAAACACAGUUUGAUUACUUUGAUGCUGUAAUAGUGUGUACUGGCACAUACGCAGAACCUUACUAUCCUGAUAUACCAGGUACACCUUACUAUCCUGAUAUACCAGGUAUUGAAACAUUCCAAGGAAAGGUUAUUCAUAGCAGUGAUUAUAGAUAUGCUUCAACAUUCAGGAAUGAGGAAGUUGUCAUUCUUGGGGCAUCUUUUAGUGGAGCUGAUAUUGGAUUAGAUCUUGUUAAAUCAGCUUCAAAGUGGAAUAGCUAGAUGUUCAGGAGCUAAUACAUUUACUUUAUUAGAUGGAACUUCAGUAGAAGCCACCUGUCUACUCCUUGCUACAGGAUUUGAUUACAGUUUUCCAUUUCUUUCUCCUGACUGUGGUUUAACGGUGAAGAAUCGUGAGAUCAGUCCCCUGUACAAGCAUGUUAUAAACAUAGAGCAUCCAACCAUGGCUAUUUUAGGAAUUCUGACCCAUGUCAUUCUCUUCCCCCAAGUGGACCGCCAGGUCCAGUUUUUUCUUAAAUCCCUGAAUGACGAUCUACUAUUGCC